AUGUCCGUUGAACGAGCUCUGGUGGAUUGCGCCGUGCUGUCCCUGCAAGACACCCGGUUGUUCUAUCCGUGCUGUAAAAGUUGUUUCUUAAAGAUCGAUGCUGAAGAGCGGGACGUGACGAGGUUGGGAUGCUCCAGGUGUGGUUUCACAUGUCCGAGGGACCAGGCUGACUAUAGAUACCGCCUCUCACUGAGGGUCAUCCGGAACAAAUGCAUAUUCGGUGUAACAGUGUUUGGGAAAAGUUUGAACCCAUUUUUCGGUAUCCACGCCACUGGACUGCAGAGGUUGGUGGAAAACGUUAACGGAUCAAGAUUUUCAUUGUUGGUGAAGGCGGUUGAGGACUGUUUCAUUGGAAGGCAUUUCAUCUUUGGCAUUAAGUUAAGUGCAACAGAAACUGGACCUUGGUCUGGAAGAUCUUCCUCAGAUGGCUCCAGCAGUAGAGAUGCAGCCCAGUUUGUUGCCAGUCAAAUGAUUCUUCCCAAAGACUGGGGCCUGACGGGCUGCACGGUGCUUAGGUAUUAUCAGAGCCUGUGUCAAAAAGCUACAGAAUAUGAAGCUGCGUCUGAUGACCCCAGCAAGUCUUUCAGACUACCAACGCCAACCCUGCUGUUGAUGCCAGAUAGUUUUCCAACCAGAAGCUUUAGUCAUUCUCCUCUGCAUUUCCCUGGUCUUAUUUCCCAGUCACUGUUAAGAUCGGAAAGCCAAGACCAAACGCUCACUCCCACACAUCCAUGGCGACAAUCACUGGGACUCGUGACAUCAUCGGCAGAGCAGGAGGAAGGCUGCAGCCUUCAGAAUAGUGGAGAUGAGAACUGCAGAAAGGGAAACAGCACAACACCACAUCCGGCACCGAGAGGCUGCCUGGAGAGGCGUGACAGAGCAGGGGGGACAACUCCACCCCCCCCACUGGAGCACAGUUUAUAUAACAGUCCAUCAUUUGCCACCAGCCCGGUUGCAUCGGUUGCUGGAAAUGGCGUCUGUGAAACCUGGUGUAGUUCUUCUCAGUCUGGCCACAAAUGUGACAGCCUCACGCCGAAAGAAUCCUCUGCCCGGCGACAGCCCAGGACACCGCUAUCAUGCUCGUUGGCUUGGGAAGAUUUUCCUUUCUCGGAGAGUCUUACAGAAUUUCUUUGUGAAGCGGAUAAAUGUGUUGAUGUUGCUGGUGAGACGAUACAGAAUCUGAAUGCACAGUGUUGUGACCGAAUAACGCGACCAAAGCCAGAAAUCCCAGAACUGGCCGGUGGAUCAGCCUCUGCUGGUCAGAGGAAUCCACAGGUAAAAGGGAGCCCUACACAGAUACUACAGGAUGUCACAAAUGCACCCACACCAGAGGGAGGUGAUGGGCAGGAUUUAUCAGAACAGAUAUGUAAAAGUCCUGUGAAAUGCAAGAACAGGCGUGAAACUAAAUCCAUUUAUUCAAAUGAGUGUCAACGGGAGAAUGACGAGGCCCAUCUCUCUCUGCUGGAGGAGGAGAGUUACAACUGUUCUGCUGACUUGUUUGAUAGCUCGCCCUUAAAAAGUAUGAACAUGGAAACUAUCAGCAAAGAGGCUGAGAAUGUGAGGACAGCCCCCGAUGCUUGUACUUACUCUUCCAAAAGCGGCCAGCAGCACCCGCUCAAUAAGGCUGAAAUCACACCGUUUACGCCACGAGAAAUUAAAGAGUUAGACUUUGUCCCUCCUUCUCAGUCCACCCCGGUUGUGAACCGGUCACAUCGCUCUGGCCGCACGCCGUGCAGCCGCAGGCUGACUUCAGAAGGAAGGCGCCGGAGACCAGCCACGCACAGACGCCAUCUUCAGCAGCGCAGGCUGCAGAGGACAGCUCUGGACUCUGAGCCGGUCAGAAGCUGCCGCGGCGACGGGACCGACGACGAAGGAGUGGUCGCCCCGACUCCUGAUGGAAACGCACAGUUGCUCAGAAAGAGGCGGCGGACUCACAACAGCAGCAGGGACACAAGCUCCAAAUGGAAGCCAGAGGGAGAAGGAGUUGGUUCCUUAAAUCAAACUCUCUCGUGGCUCGGGAGUCUGCCACAGACAGGAAGUAAUGGGAGACGGGCGGCAUUUGAGGGGAGUCUGGAUGGAUCUACUAACCACCCCCUGGAUGAUGAAAACCAGGCGUGUGAUUGGUCGAGAGAUCUGUUUUCUGACUCCGUUUAA
This is a messenger RNA of Menidia menidia (Atlantic silverside), 2154 nucleotides long. NCBI's taxonomy places the organism in Eukaryota, Metazoa, Chordata, Actinopteri, Atheriniformes, Atherinopsidae. The record is from the annotation of a GenBank genome assembly.